AUGCAACGUAGGGCGCGUGCUGUGUGCACCAGGUGCCACAGUCCGAUGAAGAUCCGUUGCGACCUAGAAGGUCGACAAAAUGGCAGUUGCAGCCGUUGCGAGCAUGAAGGCCAUGCGUGCCAACCUCACAUUGGACCUCGAAAGCAAAGGAAAUCCCUCCGCUCUUCGCUUUAUUCGUCAGAUACAAGUCUCCUGUCGCCAAGCCGAGCAAUCCCAUCCGUGACCCAGGAAAGUGCAGCACAGGAAGCCACACCCUCUCCCUUUCGUCCUCUUGGCAACCGGGAUAUAACCUGUGUGGGACCUGGCAAUGUCAAUGGCUCGCAACAGCCGAAUUCCAUCGAUGGAAGUCAGCUCAUCCUAGAUAUAAGCCAAGCUUGUCGCCUUCCAUCCCCCGUCCUCGCCCAAGCGCUUACCGAUUUCUAUUUCCGUGAGCUUUUCUACUUUGUCCCAGUUUUGGAUCGUGGGCAGUCCGAGAUAGAAACCUCUACUUUGCUACAGCAAUGCCUGUAUUUCGCGGGAAGUACCAUGCGUCAAACAGCAGGGCCAGCCGAGUGGACCACCUUUGCCAUUUACGGGCGGAUCAAAACAUUGCUCUUUUUGCACCACGAUCCAGCUCCGUUGAAUAUGCUCAGCACGCUUUGCAUUCUCAGCACCUGGCUUCCAUAUUCUCCUGACGCGAUAGUGCUGGACAACCCGUGGCAAUGGGCUGGUAUGGCAAUCCGACUGGCGAUUCAAUUGCAUCUGCACGAGAACGAGACAUACAGCAAAUUAGAGCAUCCUGGAAGAGCGCGCAGAAUGUGGUGGUAUCUUUUUAUCAACGAUACUAUGCAGACGGCUUGCUGUGGACGUCCUGGAAUGUUUCCCUUGCAAACCUCUGUGCCACUGCCUGUUCCUAGUGACUUCAAAGAGCCCGAUCUCGGAUCACACGUUUUCUGCCACUUAGCAGAUCUCUGUACACACCUUAGGAAGGUCCUGGACCUGGCCAGAGCUGAUAACACCCCAUCAGAGCAGGUGUAUCUGAGCCUGGACGGACUGAGAGUGUGGAGAGAAAAGUUGCCUCUCGAAAUGCAAUUGUUCGACAUCGAAACUAGACAACCAUACAAUCGCGCUGUUGCUGAGCUCCAUAUAUUUUACCUGGUGACUGUUAUUUUAACCUGCUUCCUUGGCCGUCGGGACAACCCGUCAUUGUUCAAAUACGCUUCAAUGGCUGCUUCAUCCUGUGUUUCUCGGCUGUACGAGGAGAUUCUCUACCACGAGGAUGUUAAAUACCUACUGCCAAUCCAUUCUUGGACUCACCUCGUCGCCGGAAUCCCACGAGCUUUCAGCGACAGCGAUACAUUGAACCCAGACCGAGGCGAGGAACUCAGAAUUAGCAAACAGGUGCUGGAAACUAUGAGUGAGAAGCAGACAUCCGCUGCUUUUGUACUCAACAAAGUCAACAGUCUCCACAAUGUGCGAGCAGAUCCGUUUCCAGCUCAAGCCGAUAAUACGUGGGAUGCUUUCCCCGUGCCUGGGCAAAUGAAGGUGGCUCAGCUCUUCCCUUUCCCCUCGAGCUUUUGCCCUAUGCUUGCCCUUAUAAGAACUGCGGAAACUAGUGGAAACCAAGCACCGGAUGCGCUUCUUACUUUGCCUGUGGAUAGCAAUGAUUGGCCUAUAGAUUGGUCCUUUUUCUUAUUUGACGGUCCUAUGAGCUUCUGA
Molecule: messenger RNA, 1698 nt
Organism: Penicillium samsonianum
Lineage: Eukaryota; Fungi; Ascomycota; Eurotiomycetes; Eurotiales; Aspergillaceae
Product: fungal specific transcription factor domain-containing protein
Exons: 3
Coding region: 1-1698 (565 amino acids)
Biological process (GO): DNA-templated transcription
Molecular function (GO): DNA binding; zinc ion binding
Source: RefSeq, a predicted model, not a curated record